Molecule: messenger RNA, 1105 nt
Organism: Phlebotomus argentipes
Lineage: Eukaryota; Metazoa; Arthropoda; Insecta; Diptera; Psychodidae
Product: glycine-rich selenoprotein-like
Exons: 4
Coding region: 123-398 (91 amino acids)
Biological process (GO): calcium ion transport; endoplasmic reticulum calcium ion homeostasis
Cellular component (GO): Golgi apparatus; endoplasmic reticulum membrane
Source: RefSeq, a predicted model, not a curated record
UAUCUUUGGGACCCCUCUGGUGACUGGUACAAGAACUUCACUGUCCGGAACAACACGUCAUUUUCUUGCAAUGUAAUUUUUUGAGAUAUUGUGAAAAUCUGGCUUAGGAGUCGCGUGGGAAAAUGGUUUAUGUGUCACGAGAUGGCACCGUCCACAACAGUGCUCCUUGGAGUCUGGAGAGGCUGGUGUCAAUCUUCUGGGCUGUCGUCAACUUCAUCUAUGUUUUCUUCCUCACAAUGUUCAACAUAGAUCCAGACAAUCCCAGUGGGGGAUUCUCGAGGAGUUCCUGGGGCGGCGGAGGAGGAAGUGGCGGCGGCGGAAACCCUCCGAGGCCGCCAACGAGACGGAUGGGCGGCUUCCGGACCAUCUCUGACUGCUCAGUUCCUGGCGGUGGAUGAGCGCGGUAAAGUGUCUCCGGUGAGAUUAGCUUCUCACCAGGAGGCACAGCUAUUGGGGGUCCGCUGAGUGGCUCCUGACAGACCGUCUGAGCCUCUGUGCUCUCUGUGACGAGGAGUCCGUAAACCACGUGAAACUGGUGGGGCUUCUCCGAAGUGGCGCCUGUUGGGACUCAUCUGCGGGCGGGUCGAUCAAAUCCUCGAAUUAUAGUCAAAAUCAUUGAAUUACUUUAAUUAAUUCCGGUAACAUUUGUUGGGAUUCGUGCUGAAUUGUUAACAGGUUUUUCUGUGGCGGGAAUAAAGUUUGUCCAUAUUGUGGGUGAUGGUAGCAAAUGUGUCUUACAUUUCUUACAUGAUUUCCCAGACUUUCACAGGGAAUCACUGCAAUUAGGAUGACUUUGACUAAGUGAUUUAUCAUGAUUCAUCAGCACCGGAUGUGAAGACGAGUGGAAAGCGUGUCAAGCAUCAUGAAAGAUGAGAUUUCGAGAUCUGAGGGUUUGUUCAGUGAUACCUCGCAAAUUUGUUACUAAACUAAUGCUUAAGAAGGAAAUAGAGUCCUAAAGUCUUUAAGUAAAGAUUGAGAGAAUCGAACAAAUUACCAAAACCUGGCAAUCUUUGAAUCUAUUCUCAUGAGAACCUAGAGAACCUUUCGUUUUGAGUGAAUUCCUGCUCUGUAAAUGUUUGCAAAUUAAAGCAUUUAAUUGAAUUGA